This is a messenger RNA of Labeo rohita (rohu), 5705 nucleotides long. It is a transcript of the gene slc2a9l2, whose product is annotated as solute carrier family 2 member 9, like 2. The record is from RefSeq and is a predicted model, not a curated record. The coding region runs from base 419 to 2104 and encodes 561 amino acids. The transcript has 15 exons. Gene Ontology annotation, biological process: monosaccharide transmembrane transport. Gene Ontology annotation, molecular function: hexose transmembrane transporter activity. Lineage: Eukaryota; Metazoa; Chordata; Actinopteri; Cypriniformes; Cyprinidae. Gene Ontology annotation, cellular component: membrane.
GCGAAAAAAAGCGCGCGAGGGGUUCGCGCUGAAACUGAUGAAUCUUUUCUAACUGACAGGCGUCAUUAAAGAAAUAAAUGAGUAUUGAUUAUAAUUAACCGCGCUCUGACAGCACGGUGACACGAAACUGGUGAAAUUACACCGACUGUCUCUGACUAGCAAACAUGUUUACAUGCGCAAAACUAAAAGCGACUAAAAACGAUCAGGAAGCUCUGAACAUGAACAUCAUGGUGGAGAUGUGAGGACUGUUGACGGUCGAGAGAAUCUGAGCUCUGAAUGGAUCAGGACAAAUGUGAAGUGAAUUACUGUAAUGAGACUCAUGUGAGAGACAGACAGAGCACAUUUACAAACUACACACACGGACAGACGGACGGAGAGACUCAUGGACGGAGAGACGAGUGGGGUCUGAUUGUGGAAGAUGGAGGAAAAGACCGAACAGGAGGAAGCGCCACGCAAAGACAACGGUGACGUCAAAGGCCCACCUAAACAGCGUCUGACCGUCUGUUUGAUCAGCGCCGCGUUCUUCGGAUCCGUAGGAUCGUCCUUCCUGUACGGAUAUAACCUGUCGGUGGUCAACGCUCCGGCCAGAUACAUAAAGACCUUCUACAAUAAGACGUGGAUCGAUCGCUAUAAUGAGCCCAUUGGAGACGGGACGGUCACCCUGCUCUGGUCCAUCACGGUGUCCAUCUUUGCCAUCGGCGGUCUGGUGGGGGCGCUGACGGUCUCUUUCCUCAUCAAAGUGUUGGGCAGGAAAGGAACUCUUCUGGCCAAUAACGCUCUGGCUCUGAUCGCUGCGCUCCUAUUGGCUCUGGGAGAAACGGCCGGAUCCUUUGAGAUGCUCAUCAUUGGUCGCUUCAUCAUCGGCAUGGAUUCAGGUGUGUCUCUCAGCGUGUUGCCCAUGUAUUUGGGUGAGAUUUCUCCUCGGCAGAUCCGCGGCUCCAUCGGUCAGUUUCACGCCAUCUUCAUCUGUCUGGGUGUUUUCAUCGGGCAGGUGCUCGGACUGCCUGAGAUCUUUGGACAGGAAAGCAGAUGGAACUUCCUGUUCGGUUUCUUGGCACUUCCUGCCCUGCUGCAGCUGUGUGUCCUGCCGUUUCUGCCCGAGAGUCCGAGAUUCCUGCUGAUGGAGCGCCGGGACGAGGCGAGAGCGGAAAAAGUUGUCGUGGUUUCUCAUGUCCAUGAUGAGAUCAGGUGUGAUCAGACUGACAGAAUGAGGCUGAGCACAUCAUCACAUCAUCACAACAUCACAACACCAAUCAAAACGUUCCAGGCAUUUCUGGGCCGUUCAGACGUCAGCCGUGAGCUGGAGGAGGUUCACGCCGAGAGUCGCGCUCAGAACACGCAGCGGACGGCGUCGGUGCUCGAGCUCUUCCGUAAGCGUUCGCUCCGCUGGCAGCUGAUCACCGUGAUCGUCGUCAUGAGCUGCUAUCAGCUGUGCGGACUCAACGCCAUCUGGUAUUACACUAACGGGAUCUUCCAGGAGGCCGGAUUCCAGCAGUCGCUGAUCCCGUACAUCACGCUCAGCACGGGCGGCAUCGAGACGCUGGCCGCCAUCAUAUCGGGUUUAGUGAUUGAGAAAGUCGGUCGGAGGCCGUUACUGAUCUUUGGUUUUUCAGCGAUGGCUGUUUUCUUCAGUCUCCUCACAGUCUUCCUGCAUUAUCAGGACAGGUUCCCGUGGAUGCCGUAUCUCAGCUUCACCUCCAUUCUGCUUCUGAUCGCUUCCUUCUGCUCCGGUCCAGGCGGUGUCCCGUUCGUGUUGACGGGGGAGCUGUUUGAACAGUCGUAUCGUCCGGCCGCGUUCAUGAUCGCAGGCACCGUCAACUGGCUCUCAAACUUCGCUGUGGGACUCCUGUUCCCCUUCAUACAGGAGGCGCUGCAGACGUUUGCCUUCCUGCUGUUUGUGGUGGUUUGUGCCGUCGGUGCCGUUUAUCUGCUGGUCGUUCUGCCGGAGACCAAAAACAAGACCUUCAUGGAGAUCAGCCAGAGUUUCUCCAAGAUCAACGGCAUCCCGGACCAGACUCACGAGCGGGAGAUGACGAACGUGCUGGACACGGACGCCGCCAACGGACUCAAAUGUGCCGACGGGGAGAUGGAGAGCUCCUUCUGAACCAUGCAGGAGUUUGUAAAGUGACGCACGACUGAUGUUUCUUCUCAGAAAUGAUGUUCAGUCCUUCAUUAUGACUGAAGAGCACCGCUAACCUCAGUGGUCUGUAGUUUUACGUGUGUGUGUGUUUAGUUUAUAUAUCCUGGUGGGGACUUAAACCUGAAUACACACACACUCAUGGGGACUCGUGUCAUGAUGGGACAUGAUGGGAUUUUUUUGAGAAAGUAAAAAUGCAGAACGUCUCGUGUGACGUGUAGGGUUGGUGUAGGGCGAUAGAAAAUAUGGUUUGUACAGUAUAAAAACCAUUACACCUAUGGAGAGUCCCUACAAGAAUAGCUGACCAGACUCUGUGCGUGUGUGUGUGUGUGUGUGUGUGUGUGUGUGUGUGUGUGUGUGUGUGCGUGUGUGUGUGUGCGUGUGAUGUUCCUGUAGGGCAGUAAAGUCCACAGACAUGAAGCAAUGCACUACACUUUUCCUUCACGUCGUCACUGCUAAACUGAUGUUCUUCCUCAGAAUUUCUGUCUUGUUUUUUCAGUACAAAUAUCUAAACAUCCUCAAAUCAAGAUACAUUUACUGGAGAAGCAUCAGAUAUAAAGUUUUGUUUUCUGCAGUUUGAGAGUAAUUACACAAUGAAAAAACAUGAUUUUUUAAAAUUAUCCGUUUUGCAAAUAAAUUCUUAUAUAUAUAUAUAUAUAUGUUAUAUUAUAUAUAUGCACAAUUUGCUAUGUGCUAUGUAAUAUAGUUUAUAUGUGACCCUGAAGCACAAAACCAGUCUCAAGUAUCACGGGUAUAUUUGUAGCAAUAGCCAACAAUACAUUGUGUGGGGCAAUGAUCGAUUUUUCGUUUAUGCCAGAAAUAAUUAGGAUAUUAAGUAAAGAUCAUGUUCCAUGAAGAUAUUUUGUAAAUUUCCUACUGUAAAUAUAUCAAAACUUAAUUUUUGAUUAGUAAUAUGCAUUGCUAAAAACUUCAUUUGGACAACUUUAAACAUGAUUUUCUCAAUAUUUUGAGUUUUUUUUUGCACCCUCAGAUUUCAGAUUUUCAAAUAGUUGUAUCUUGGCCAAAUACACACAUCAAUGGAAAGCUCAUUUAUUGAGAUUUCAGAUGAUUUAUAAAUCUCAAUUUAAAAAAAAAUUACCAUUAUGAUUGGUUUUGUGGUCCUGGGUCACACACACACACACAUAUAUAUAUAUAUAUAUACACACAUAUACACACACAAUAUUUAUUAACUCAUUUUACUUCAUUUUUUUUUCUGUAUAUAUUUUACUCUAGUAAAUGUGUCUGGAUUUAGGAAUGUUUAGAUGUUUGUACUGGAAAAGACUAAUAUUAUGAAAAUCAUUUUUGUGCUGUAGAGCAGCUGCCUCAAGAUGAGCCUCACUUUUACUUCUGUAUUCCUAAUUCUGGUAGGUAUAUUUUAUAACAUUUAUGGCAGUGAAAUAUGAACCUACCAUCAGGUAAUCCAUUACAGUGUUUUUGAAGUAAAUGUUCUGAAGCUCAAGCGCUUCUGUUCAUCUCAGGUAGUUGAGAUUGAAUGUUCUCGUGAAGGUUUCUGAAGACUGUUCAGCAUUUAUUAAUCUGACAGCAUUAUUUGCUCAUUAAAACUGGAGGCAGAUUUAUUAAAUCCAGCGUUACGGUGAGAUGCUCGUGCGAUUAGUACUUAACAAACGUCAAGCAGAAUCUGUGAGGCGUAAGACAGAAACCCAACAGCAGCAGCGUAAAAUUGAACCAGGAAAGCAAAACACAAUCUUCGCUUUAAUAACAGGAACCACAUAACAUUUCAAGCUGUGAUGCAUGAUGGGAACAUGCACAUUGCUCAACACAAGAUUGUUUGUUCAAAUUUGGAAAGUUUUGAGCAAACGCAUAAGGUCAACAACAUUUCCUGUUCAGAUUCACCAAAGUAAAUGAACCUCAUUUGUGACCCUGCAGCACAAAAACAGUCGCUGGGGUUUAUUUAUAGCAGUAGCCAAAAAUGCAUUGUGUGGGUCAAAAUGAUUGAUUUUUCUUUUAUGCCAAAAAUCAUUAGGAUAUUAAGUAAAAAUCAUGUUCCAUGAAGAUAUUUUGUAAAAUUCCUACUGUAAAUAUAUCAAAACUUAAUUUUUGAUUAGUAAUAUUCAUUAUUAAGAAGUUAAUUUGGACAACUUUUAAGGUGAUUUUCUCAAUAUUUAGAUUUUUUUGCACUCUUGCAAAUGGUUGUAUCUCGGCCAAAUAGUCCUAUCCAAACAAACAAUACAUCAAUGGAAAGCUCAUUUAUUCAGCUUUCAUGUGAACUCAAUUUUGAAAAAUUGACCCUUAUGACUCCAGGGUCACAUUUAAAAUCUGUGCUCGAGAUUCUUGAUGCAGGUGGAGACAGACAAUACACAUCAUUCACUGAUAAAAUCAUUAUGUGAACUAAAUACAACUCCGUGAAGACAUCAGAAUACAAAUAAACUCAUCAACGGAGAAAUACGAGCUUAACAUCGUUCAGGUGCCUGCGUAUGAUUCAUGAAUCACGAAUCGCAGUGAGCGUAAAUGCACACAUUUAAUAACAAAACACAUUUCAUUUGAGCAGACAGACGAUAGAGAGAUCUGUGCACAUAUAAAUCACACAACAUAGAUGAGCACAGAAAUAAACCUUAACCUUAACCUUAACCUUAUUAAACAUCGUAUAGAUUUUAAAAUCUUGCUAAUUACUUAUAAAGCCCUGAAUGGUUUAGCUCCCCAGUACCUGAGUGAGCUCUUAUCGCAUUAUAGUCCCUCACGUCCGCUGCGUUCUCAAAACUCUGGCAAUUUGAUAAUACCGAGAAUAUCAAAAUCAACCGCGGGCGGCAGAUCUUUUUCUUAUUUAGCACCCAAACUCUGGAACAAUCUACCCUACAAUGUUCGGGACGCAGACACACUCUGUCAGUUUAAAUCUAGAUUAAAGACCCAUCUCUUUAACCUUGCUUACACAUAACAAAUCCACAUUCUUAUAAUUCAAAUCCGUUAAAGGAUUGUUAGGCUGCACUAAUUAGGUCAACCGGAACCGGGAACACUUCCCAUAACACCCGAUGUACUCGGUGCAUCGUCAGAAGAAUGGCAUCUACGCUUAUUAGUCUGUUUCUCUCUUAUUCCGAGGUCACAUUAACCACCAGAUCCAGUCCGUAUCCAGAUCAGAUGGUCACUGCAGUCCCCCGGAUCCAGUCCGAACCCAGCCCAGACGGUGGAUCAGCAUCUAGAGACGACCUCUACAGCCCUGAAUGUCAGCGGAGACCACAUCGUCUAGAUGAGCCCCAGAGACGGAUCCACAUUAAAGACCACAUCACCUAGACGGCUGUCGGCACAGGACCACGGGAACUUUGGCCAGAGGAGAACUGGCCCCCCGACUGAGCCUGGUUUCUCCCAAGGUUUUUUUCUCCAUUUGUCACCGAUGGAGUUUUGGUUCCUUGCCGCUGUCGCCUCUGGCUUGCUUAGUUGGGGACACUUUCUCUUAACACAAUAUUGCAUUUUAUUUUAUUGUUUUUGAUUAACUACCUUUACCUAUAAUGUGAGUGUUUAAUGUUGCCUUUGGUUUGCCUUGAUGUACUGUUUCCUACUUAAUACUGUACAGCCGCCUUGUCACAAUUCUUUAUUGUUAAAGGCGGUAUAUAAA